Molecule: messenger RNA, 1359 nt
Organism: Aureobasidium namibiae CBS 147.97
Lineage: Eukaryota; Fungi; Ascomycota; Dothideomycetes; Dothideales; Saccotheciaceae
Product: kinase isozyme 4 mitochondrial precursor
Exons: 2
Coding region: 1-1359 (452 amino acids)
Biological process (GO): protein phosphorylation; regulation of glucose metabolic process
Cellular component (GO): mitochondrion
Molecular function (GO): pyruvate dehydrogenase (acetyl-transferring) kinase activity
Source: RefSeq, a predicted model, not a curated record
AUGCAUCGCAUAGGCAGCCGCUGGUCGAGGUUACCCUGCACGGCUCAAAGGGCCACAAGGCAACUCUCUACUACACCAAGACGUCAGGCGCCUGACAAUGGGCUUAAGAAGCAAAAGGUCACGGACGGCGAAGUCGCUCGACUGGCAGGCAGACCCUUGCAUCCCCUGACUCUAUCAGACCUAGCCAAGUUCGGACGACCACCUCUCACAACCAGCCAACUCCUCGACUCGGCCAACUUCACCCUCUCCAUUCUACCCUCACGCCUCGCUCACCGCAUCCAAUCUCUUCGCAACCUGCCUUUCAUCGUCGUCUCCAACCCAAAUGUCUCCAAGAUCCAUAACAACUAUGUCCACUCCUUAUCAACUCUCUUGCCCUAUGCCUCGAGAGAGAUCAAGACGCUGGAAGACGAGUUACAAUUCACAAGUGUCAUGGCCGAUCUGGUCCAGACCCAUUCCAAUACAAUCUCCAUCCUCGCUCGUGGCUUUCUCGAGGCGAGGAAAUACAUCAGUCCGAACGAGGUUACCAAGUUCCUUGACGAACACCUGCGCGCGAGAAUAGGCACAAGACUCAUCGCUGAGCAACACAUCGCUCUACACUUCUCAUCUCAGCCUCAUCUCGACCUCUCCGAUCAAAAGACUCAUGUCGAUGCCUCAUAUAUUGGUGUCAUUGACACAAAGUUGAGGCCUGUCGACAUCAUCAGACACUGUGAAGGCCUCGUCGGUGAUAUUUGCGAAUACAAGUAUGGUGUCCGACCUAGUGUUGUCAUCCGUGGCGAGCCAGAAACAACCCUGGCACACAUUCCGAUGCAUCUAGAGUACAUCAUUACUGAGCUUUUGAAAAACGCUUUCCGAGCAACCAUCGAAAAAGAAAACGAGCGACAUCCAAUCGAAAUCACAAUUGCCCCGGCGCCAGAGGAGAUCAAAGGAAAACAUAACGGCAUCACCAACCACGACCAAGGUUCUGUGGAUGCCGCGUCAGGCGCACAGCGACCUGCUAAUGCUGCCUCAGCAAACAUCCGCCCACUGGACAGAUCCACACCCGGCGUCACAAUCCGCAUUCGAGACCGAGGCGGCGGUAUACCUCCUGCUGCCUACGCAAAGCUGUGGGAAUUUGGUUUCACCACUUUCAACGAACAAGAGAUCGUCGACAUCACCAGUGGGGGCACCAAUGAUGGCGAUGGUUUGAACGCCCUCUCAAAUGCUGGCGGCAACGAGAACAGCCUGGCGGGCCUAGGCUAUGGCUUGAAACUAGGCAGGGCAUACGCCGAGUACUUCGGUGGCGGCAUCAGAGUACAGAGCUUACUCGGCUGGGGUACAGACGUUUACCUCAGCUUGCGCGGAGUAGGAAACAUUGACUAG